Molecule: messenger RNA, 1869 nt
Organism: Symbiodinium sp. CCMP2456
Lineage: Eukaryota; Dinophyceae; Suessiales; Symbiodiniaceae
Source: the annotation of a GenBank genome assembly
AUGGGCAGCUGCAAUUCCGUGGAAGAUCAUUCCGCACCGGGAGCCGUAAAGCUGACGACGAGUGGGAGCCACUUGGAGCUGGACAUUUUGGCAGCUCAACCCAGGAGGUCCUCUGAAGACACUCCACCGCAGAUAGCUUUGGAUGCGAUGCCGCUUCCUGUUGGAGACCAGGAAGCAACUCCGACCUUCAAUUUGGCCUCUGCUCUGGCUAAGAAUUCCCAGGGAGGAUCACCCUCGAAGGCAAAAUUGCUCAUGGCCGGAGAGCUCUGCAAUGCAGCCAUUGAAGGCGACAUCGCGGAGCUGCAGAGCCUCCUCGAAGCAGGCUAUGACGUGAACGCAGGUGACUACGACCGCCGGACGGCCAUCCACAUCGCAGCUGCCGAAGGCCGAGACGAGGUCGUUGCAUUCCUGCUGUCUCGCAAAGCGGACAUGACGGUUGUUGAUCGCUGGGGCCACACGCCCUUGGACGAGGCACUGCGAGCUGGACACAGCAAGGUGGCAGCAUUGCUCAAGCCAGCCGAUGCAAAAACUGCAGAGAUCACAUCUGGCAACUUUGAAAGACAAACGUCUGACAUGGAGACUGCGGCCAUGCUUUGUGCUGCUGCUGCCACUGGGUGGCUGCCGCAGAUUGAGAAGCUGUUGAAGAGUGGGGCCGACCCUUCGGCGGCCGACUACGAUGGUCGCACCGCGCUGCACAUAGCUGCAGCCCGCGGACAUGCAGAGGUGGUCAGCAUGCUGCUUCGUGCGAAGGCUAAUCCGACAGCUCACGAUUCCUUUGGCAAGACGCCAGUGGACGAGGCUUUCCAGCACAACGAUGCUGCGGUGAUCAGGGCGCUGGGAGCAGCAGGAACUAACAUUCUGGAUGAGGCUGCUGGUCAGAAAAACACAGACUUCGAGGCGCUCAAGACCAUGGCAGCAUCUGAGCACUGGUCAAUUGUCGCCUCGGAGGUGCAGUUCGGAAAGUGCUUGUCCACAACCAUCAAGAGUGCAGUUUACUUGGCCACGUGGCGUGGGUUGAAGGUCGUGGCAAAGACCGUUAAGGAUGUGAGGGCUUCCGGCCUCAAUCCACGCCGUGCGCAAGAAGCAAGCGACUCUACAGUUCGAAUUGCACGGGACGAACUGCUGCAUGAGAUCAGGACCCUGUCCACUCUCCGGCAUCCCGAUCUCGUGCUCUUUCUUGGUGCGAGCUUGGACACUGAGACCUGCUUCUUCCUCACGGAGUACAUGGAGGGUGGAGAUGUGGAGACAUAUAUGCGAUCCAAUCGGAUCAAAGCCAACAACAAGGAGUUCAAGCCGCCAUACAAUGUUGCAUUGUCUUGGUUCCUCUCAACAGCCCGGGCUUUGGCGUUCUUGCAUGGUUGUGCGCGUCCCAUCAUUCACCGAGACCUGAAGCCUCUGAACCUCCUGUUGACCAAAGGGUUGGACUUGAAGGUGACAGAUUUUGGCUUGAGCAAAAUUAUGCGGCCGAAGCUCCUGGAUCUUUCUGGGAGGGACACGUCGCCUGCACCGAUGAUGUCUGGUGGUGUUGGCACAUACCGGUACAUGGCUCCAGAAGUUGUGCGAUAUGAGCAAUACACAGACAAAAUCGACAUCUUUGCGUUUGCCCUCAUCAUGUACUACAUAGUUGCAGGAAAGAUGCCUUUCUUUGAUUUCUGUGGCGAGGAUCCGGAGAAGGUGCUCCGUGCCUACCUAAAGGGGCAGGAGCCCAGACCAUCCUUGUCCUCGUCAUAUGGCACGCCAGAGCUGCGCAGCCUCAUGCAGGAUGCCUGGGCCGUAAAAGCGGAAGACAGGCCUUCGGCACAAGAGUGUGUUGACCGACUUCAACAGCUUCCGGCAGGGAAGCCAUCACGCAUGUUUGGCCUCUUUUGA